Molecule: messenger RNA, 2016 nt
Organism: Aplosporella prunicola CBS 121167
Lineage: Eukaryota; Fungi; Ascomycota; Dothideomycetes; Botryosphaeriales; Aplosporellaceae
Exons: 2
Coding region: 214-1875 (553 amino acids)
Source: RefSeq, a predicted model, not a curated record
UUUUCCUGCGUCACAUGGUGACUCAAUUUUCUGCCCAUUAACGGUGCCACGCGCUUUAUUUAAGUGCCGUUGCUACGACGCGCUGCGCUUCCUCCACCACCCCGUGUCCUUCCGCUCCCCCGUCCCGCCACACCGCCAACAUACUUACUCGCAAGCUGUGGCGGACCACCAUCUACCAAUCGUCAACCCGUGUCUUUGAGAGACUCGCCCACCAUGGCUUCUUCAAGCAGGGUCAUAUCCAUCCAGCAGCAGGUGCUAAAGCUCUUCUCCCGGAGGGCUUUUGCCCUGUCGCUUCCCGUUGCCGCUGGCUCCAUUGUUUUGUUCCUCCAAUGGAGAAAGAGGAGGUCGUUGAGGGGAAAGGGAAAGCCCAAGCACCCAAGAUCCAAGGAAAUCGAAGCGAAGGAGCAGCAGCCAUCCACCGUGGAGCCUGAGAAGCCCGUUGCUGCUGCAGAACCCACCGAAACGGCUCCCGUCGAGUCUUCUGAGCCUGUCGUGGAGACUCCACCGUCGCCAGUUGUCGUACACAUGGAGGUGGCCCCCGCGGAACCAGCGGUAGAGGUUCCUGGUGAAAUCGUCAUCGACGCGCCUGCCCAAGAUCCUCUGGAAAUCUCUGCCAAAUUCCCCGUGAUAGCCUCCACCGAAGUCGACGUCGAAACCGCCGUCGAGCCCGCCGUCGAACCAACCGCGGACGUUGCAGAGCAGGUUGCUUCCGAUUCCGCAGAAAUUCCCGCCGAAGUUUCGGCCGAAACCCCCGCCGCCGGCACCGUCGAAGUUCCCACCGCACCCGCUUCAGAACUUCCGACCGAGGAGGCGCUGGAGCCGCCAGUGACGUUCACCCAGCCUCCCAGCUAUCGGGAUCAUAUCGCUACUGUUCCCCAAUCUCGCCGUGUCCCGCCGACGCACAUCCGGCCAAAUGUGGAUUUCACGCAGCCGCUCAGGCCGAUUCACAACCGCAAACGGUCUAGGGAGGACAGCCUAACGUCGCCUGUCGUCGAGCGCCUGCCCGGAAUGGGCAUUCCGAACAAGAAGCGUGACGUCGAGAGCUCAUCCCCGGCCUCCACGCCGGCGCCCGAAGUUGAGGUUGAAGUUGCGACAGCGCCCCUGUCGCACCUCCCCGGCAUGGGCAUGCCCAACAGCGUGCCACGCGCCGCAGCCGCCGCGCCGUCGCGCAUCCCGGCCCCCUCGUCCAUCCCCACGAGCAGCAGCAACACCACCACGGCCGCCCCCUCGCAGCCCCGCACCUCGAUCCCCGUCCCCGCGUCGGCAGCGCCGGUCUCGGUCACGGUGACGGCGCCCGCCCCGGCGCAGCCCAAGCUCACGCGCGUGGAGCGUCCUCGCCUCGGCCGCGGCCGCUCCGUCGAAAAGGUGCAGUCGUACGCGGGGCUGUCGAACCUGCCCGGCGCAGGCGCAGGGCCGCGCGAAGGGCCCCCCCGCGGCCUCGCGCCGCUGCAGACGAUCCCGGACCACGCGCCGCUGCCGCCGCCGAGCCCACGGGCGACGGACCGGCCGCGUCCGACCCGCGGUCGCUUCAGCGAGGACAGCUACCGCACGCGCUCGUCGAUCCCGCAGCCCGCUUCGGCGACUGCUGGAGGUGCGGCCGCGCAGGGCCAAACCGGCUCGCCGUACGUCUCGUCUCCGCUGGCGCACCUGCCCGGCAUGGGCCGCCCGAACAGCGUCUCUGAUGCGCCGGAGGAGCGGGCCGAGGUCAAGACCCCGACGAGCAGGAUUGCGGGCCCUAGGCGCAGGAGCUCGGCCGCUGCUCACGGUGCUACCCCGGCGCGCAAGGGCAGUGUUUCCGGCGAAGACAUAUUCACUUCGCCGUCGACGAGCCCGGACAGCAAGCGCUUUGUUGAGAAGCUGAGGGGGUCGAACUAGGUGGCUGGUGUGCUAGCUGGUUAGCUGGUUAGCUGGCUGACUGGGUGGUUGCAUGGCCGAGGCGUUUAGGGCUGCGCUGCACUUGCUUGCUUGCUUUUAUGAUGACGAACACGAGGUACGAUGACAGGAAAAGACGGGCGC